UCACCGCCCGGGGGCCUCGAGAAGCCUAUUGAUAAGCCAUUCACACGCCUCAGCAGUGGGACCUGGCUUCACAACCGCCCAGAGAAGGACGUGUACUGGCUUCUCAUCGAUGCCUAUCGGAUGCGCAUGGAGGAUAACUAUGUGUAUGAUCAGCAGAACACUGCGGGUGGUAUGUAUGCGGGGGCGCCCCAUGGUCUGAGUAGUUUCCGCCACUUCCUGCGGCUGGCGGCCGCCCGGCCCGGCUUGCUACCGGCGUGGUGGGGCCCUGGGAAGCAGGCUGCGUGUGAGCGCUUGGGCAUGGACCCCGACGAAUGGUGUGGGUUGCGAUACUGCAUUGAGAAGGACGAAAUCAGCGAGCACUACGGUGACCCGCUAUUCCCUAUGCAGUUACACAUGUUCGGCGAGGCGGUGUACCAAUGUGGCCUCGGGGGCGUGGAUGGAGCACAGAUGCUGGCAAUGAUGGCUAUGCAGGAGAGCGGUGGUGCGCCUCAGUUCAUGAGUGUUCUUUCCCUUUGA
Molecule: messenger RNA, 516 nt
Organism: Lasiosphaeria miniovina
Lineage: Eukaryota; Fungi; Ascomycota; Sordariomycetes; Sordariales; Lasiosphaeriaceae
Exons: 1
Source: RefSeq, a predicted model, not a curated record